AAUAUAUAUAUAUAUAUAUAUGCUGAAUAAGAGACUAUCAAGGAACGUUUACAUCUUUUCUUUCUUUUUCUCUUCUUAAUACUUCAACGCAAGUAACCAUUCCAUGCUUAGAAAGAAUAGUAAACAGAAGUCUGUCAGUAGUCGCAACAGUUCAGUUUCCUCUAUAGACAUGACCAAUUCUUCAAGCUCUUCUGUAUGCUCUAUGCCUAGUUACUUCUCUCAUCCACAUUUACUAGACCAUUCUCAUUUGAAACCAGGUCAAAAUGCUUCACUUUUAUCUUAUAGUCAGACAAUCCAUAUGUACAGAGAAAAUGCCAAAAAGACAGAUAACAUGGACAUCUUGUGUGACUUUAGUACGUUUCUAGUCGAAGCUGCCAAACGAGUCGAAAAUACAGAAUACAUACUAGAAGCAGAAAAAAUACUCAAGCAAAUAGCCAUGCGAGGACAUAGUGAAUCACAAUAUUACCUGGCAAACAUGUACGGAGCAGGAUUAUUGAACAAAAAGAAUCAUCAACCAGAAUUCAACAAAUCUUUUCCAUUGUUUGUUCGAUCAGCUAAACGUCAUCAUCCUGAUGCUGCUUAUAGAGCUGCUAAAUGUUAUGAAGAUGGAUUAGGUACAAGAAAAGACAAAGCUAAAUCAGUUCAAUAUUAUCGAAAGGCAGCUACUCUAAACCAUCCUGGUGCGAUGUAUAGACUUGGUUUGGCUCAAAUAAAAGGUGAACUUGGUUUAUCAAGAAAUGUACGAGAUGGACAUAAAUGGCUUAAAAGAUCUGCCGAAGCUGCUACUCCGCAAUACCCUCAUGCGUUACAUGAAUUAGGAAUGCUUCAUGAAAAAGGUGUCGAUUCAGUUAUCUUUGCUGACCCUAAGUAUGCACUGCAUCUGUAUCAUGAAGCUGCUAUGCUAGGUUAUGCUCCUUCUGCUUAUCGUCUGGGUGAAUGCUAUGAAUUCGGCAAGUUGGAAUGCACAAUUAAUCUUCAGGUUUCAAUCCAGUAUUACCGUAUUGCAGCAGAACAGCAAUAUCCUGAAGCAUGCUUUGCAUUAACAGCUUGGUAUUUAGUGGGCGUUCCUGAUAUAUUGGAAGCUUCUGAUGAACAAGCGUAUAUAUGGGCCCUGAUUGCAGCACAAAAAGGGCUACCUAAAGCAGAAUAUGCAGUAGGCUACUUUACAGAAAUGGGUAUUGGGAUAACGAAAAACGAAACAGAGGCUAUAGAAUGGUAUACGAAAGCAGCAUGUCAUGGAGAAAAGAAAGCAAUAGAAAGACUAGAAUUAGGUAUAAAAAAAUCAGACAACAAGAGAUACAGCUUUAUCCAAAAGGCUACUCUUCUUUUAACCAAAAGGCAAUAACUGUUUCUAUCC
Molecule: messenger RNA, 1357 nt
Organism: Gilbertella persicaria
Lineage: Eukaryota; Fungi; Mucoromycota; Mucoromycetes; Mucorales; Choanephoraceae
Exons: 2
Coding region: 104-1345 (413 amino acids)
Molecular function (GO): protein binding
Source: RefSeq, a predicted model, not a curated record